AAUGGUAUCGAAAUCAACUACUAAAUGUGAUCGAACAAACGAAGAAAUCGAAUUAAUUGACCUUGAUCAAAUGCUCUGUUCUCUCAAUUCUGGUAGUAUUAAAAAAAUGGCACAAUCAGACCUUCAACAAAUUUAUUCACGUAUUAUAUCACAAGAAAAAUCAUUAACAUUUCGUCAAAUGAUUUUUUCAUUGGCGAGAGAAAUUUAUGGUCCAAGUGAUUCGAUUAAUCAAAUAUUAAAUUCUAAUUCUGAGAUUCUGGGUGAUGAUUUCAAUAUAAUUAUUCAGGACCCUUCUCAAAAAAUAUAUAAUUCUUCCACAUCUGCAAAUGAUCACAUUAAGCAAGAUUCGCUGAAC
Molecule: messenger RNA, 355 nt
Organism: Ambispora leptoticha
Lineage: Eukaryota; Fungi; Glomeromycota; Glomeromycetes; Archaeosporales; Ambisporaceae
Source: the annotation of a GenBank genome assembly